Oldenlandia corymbosa var. corymbosa is the source of this 735-nucleotide messenger RNA. NCBI's taxonomy places the organism in Eukaryota, Viridiplantae, Streptophyta, Magnoliopsida, Gentianales, Rubiaceae. The record is from the annotation of a GenBank genome assembly.
AUGGCGGCUUGGGCUUCAUCUUCUUCUUCUUCCUUAGCUAAUUAUUCAUCAUCAACAUCGAUUCUUCCUCGUACUGCGUCGAAAACCUCCUGUCCCUUUAAUUCCCAUCAACAUCGGCCAGUCACCUCGGUUUCUCUCCUUCCUUACCAUCGCCCAUCAACCUCGUCAUUAUCAUGGGCUCAAAAAGAAGUUGGAAUUCGGAUUGGGUGGAAUAUUGGGGAGGAGAAGGCAUGCUUGGCUUCGGCUCUGCGAACUUCAGCAGUUCGCCAAUUGACUGGUUCCCUCACCAGUGCUGAGGGUCUCCGUUUUGGCAUUGUAGUAGCCCGUUUCAAUGAAAUUGUAACUAAGCCGCUGCUUGAGGGAGCUUUGGACACUUUCAAGAAGUACUCAGUCAAAGAAGAGGAUGUCGAUGUUGUGUGGGUUCCUGGCAGUUUUGAAAUUGGUGUAGUUGCGGAGAGACUUGGUCGGUCAAAAAAGUAUGAUGCAAUUGUAUGCAUUGGAGCCGUGGUUCGAGGUGAUACCACACAUUAUGAUGCGGUGGCUAAUUCAGCUGCAUCUGGAGUGCUUUCUGCUGGCAUGAAUUCAGGUGUCCCUUGUAUAUUUGGUGUUCUUACUUGUGAUAAUAUGGACCAGGCUUUAAAUCGAGCUGGUGGAAAGUCAGGGAAUAAAGGUGCUGAAGCAGCCCUGACAGCUAUUGAGAUGGCAUCCUUAUUUGAGCACCAUCUGAAGUUAUAA